This is a messenger RNA of Spizellomyces punctatus DAOM BR117, 1478 nucleotides long. RefSeq names its product peptide chain release factor 2. Gene Ontology annotation, cellular component: cytoplasm. Gene Ontology annotation, molecular function: translation release factor activity, codon specific. The transcript is spliced from 9 exons. The record is from RefSeq and is a predicted model, not a curated record. The coding region runs from base 9 to 1355 and encodes 448 amino acids. Lineage: Eukaryota; Fungi; Chytridiomycota; Chytridiomycetes; Spizellomycetales; Spizellomycetaceae. Gene Ontology annotation, biological process: translational termination.
UUACGGAGAUGCCCCGCUUGACCCUGCCGCAGGUCUCUCGGACCUUGAAACCGGCUAGAGCUUCUUUUACAUUUAGACAGUUGGCAGUAGCAUCAUGUAAUGGGUCGAAUAGGUCGAGUAGAAGCGGGAACAUGCCAUUCCCGGCAGCCGUGAUACCCCGAUAUGCACCGUUUAUUUGCCAAAGCUGUCGGAGUUUAGCAUCAGAAGCUCCCCGCCAUAAAAAGGACAUACUCUUCUCGAUUACUCCUGACCGUGCUGAGGUAUCUCGUCUCUUGACGCUGGUGGAAGGUCGAAACAACUGGGCGGGUAUGCGAGCCGAGAGAACCGAUCUCUUAGAUAAAGUUCAGUCGGAUACAUUGUGGCAGGAUGAUGCGGAUAAAGCUAUCGUGUAUCAGAAACGUCUAUCACAGCUGGAAGAUGCGUUGAACGAGUACGAUUCUUACUUGGCGAAGCAUGAUGAAAUUACGGACCUGCUUGAGCUUGCGCAGGAGGAACAAGACCCGGCUCUGUGUGACGAUAUCACUGCGGAUUUGCAUAGUUUGCGAGAGCAGUUGGAAAAGUUUUCUCUUCGCUUGAUGAUGUCAGAAGAAGCCGAUAGGAAUGGUUGCUUUUUGGAGCUGCGAGCUGGGGCAGGCGGCGCCGAAGCUUGCGAUUGGGUGUCGAUUCUCGCUCGAAUGUACGAGCGCUGGGGCGUCUCUCAAUCACACGAUGUCAAGGUAGUCGAUGACGUAAAAGGAGAAGUUGCCGGUUUAAAGUCGGCCACAUUGCAAAUAAAUGGGGAAUACGCUUAUGGGUGGUGCAAGCAUGAAGCAGGUGUACAUCGUUUCGUGCGAAUGUCUCCGUUUGACGCAAAUAAUAAGCGACAUACGUCCUUUGUGUCAGUUCAAGUCUAUCCCGCCUUCGAGUCGAACGGUGCUUCCGACGCGCGAAGCAUUGAAAUUCCUCCUGGCGACAUCAAGAUCGAUGUUAUGAGAGCACAAGGUGCUGGAGGGCAGCACGUGAAUACAACGGAAAGUGCGGUACGAAUCGUACAUCUCCCAACUGGAAUUAUGGUUACGUGUCAGUCACAGCGAUCACAACAUCAAAAUAGGGCAGUUGCUCUUCAGAUGCUUCAAGCCAAGCUUUAUGAACGAGAGCUGCGGGCAAAGAUGCAAGCAAAGGCAGACCAGCGUGCCGAGCUUGCGGACAAUGCAUGGGGUUCCCAAAUUCGAUCUUACGUGCUUCAUCCUUAUAAGAUGAUUAAAGACGUACGAACAGGGUAUGAGCGAGGGGAUGUUGAUAAAGUCCUGGAUGGUGAUUUAAACGCGUUCAUGGAAGCAGCUUUGCUGCAUUUUGGGAGAAAGUCUAUGGGAUAGAUAUGCACUGCAUUUAUUUAUUUAUGUCUAGUAGGAUAUUUGUACAUAGCCAAUCCUCGUUUUCAAAAAGGUCUUUUCCAGUGGUCUUGGCCUUACUAGUUGGCCUUCUUUGCUGCUGCGCCA